Mucor velutinosus is the source of this 3777-nucleotide messenger RNA. RefSeq lists its product as uncharacterized. The record is from RefSeq and is a predicted model, not a curated record. Gene Ontology annotation, biological process: regulation of ARF protein signal transduction. NCBI's taxonomy places the organism in Eukaryota, Fungi, Mucoromycota, Mucoromycetes, Mucorales, Mucoraceae. The coding region runs from base 1 to 3777 and encodes 1258 amino acids. Gene Ontology annotation, molecular function: guanyl-nucleotide exchange factor activity. The transcript is spliced from 11 exons.
AUGACUGCAGACACUUCCAGGUCUGCCAUCACCUUACCAGCAGAUGAUAGCAAAAUACAAAACUCUAUCAGCAACACUAGCGACACCAAAAUCAAGUCAGAGUUAUCCUGGCCACAGCUUAUCAAUGCUGAAAUCAUUGCCGUUACAAGUGCCAUGCGUAAAAAUGCACGCUGGUCUGGUAUGGGCGUCAAUGGAUUAAGAAUGGGUAGUUUGGGAAACAGCAUGGGAUUACGUAGCGCUCAAAUGAAUACAAAAGACUCGAAUACCAGAGAGGAAAACCCUUUGAUGCAAGGAUUUACCAACCUAAGAACCUACAUGGAAACUGUAACUGAUGUUCGAGAUAUCGAUGCAGUUAAUUUGCUGACUCCAUUUCUGGAGGUGAUUCGUUCUGGAAGCACAACAGGGCCCAUUGCAGGCACAGCAUUAGGCAGUGUGGAAAAACUGCUGCACUACGGUAUUGUGGGUGUCCACAAUCCCAGAGUGUCUGCUGCCAUGAAUGCCCUUUCUUCUGCUGCAACGCAUUGUAAAUUCGAGGCGUCUGAUGCUGCUUCUGAUGAGCUUGUAUUACUUCGCAUGUUACAAGUAUUGCAGAUGGCCAUCACAAGUGAGUGUGGGCAAGUGCUGAGUGAUGAAGCCGUGUGUGAGAUGAUGGAAACGGGACUCAGUAUGUGCUGUCAAAUGAGAUUGAGUGAAAUGCUGAGAAGAUCUGCUGAACAUGUCAUGAUAAACAUGGUGAUUGCGAUAUUUGAGAGAUUGAAGCAUCUAGAGGACGAAUGGCAAUUUGUUGAGUCCCCUAAUGAUGGCACUGAAGAACCAGCUGAUCCUCAUAUGAGUACACCAAAACCCUCGCCAUCACCCACUCCACAAUCCACAGCAGAGAAUACGAUAGAGGCUGAAAGUACACCGACAGACGCAGUGGAUGCGGCAGCACAUACUGAGACAGAAGAUACAGCUCAAGACACUGAACAAGAACAAGCAGAGAAGGAUGUGCUUGUGGAAUCACAAAAGUCAGAAGAGAUACCCCAAGUGACAGCUGUAGUGGAACCCACCACCUUGCGAGCCUAUGGACUGCCCGCUAUUCGUGAACUGCUUCGAGUCCUGAUAUCAUUGCUCAACCCUCACGAACACAAACACACAGACUCUAUGCGUUUAAUGGCUCUCAGCAUUCUCAAUGUCGCUUUUGAAGUAGGAGGAAGAAGCAUUGGCCGCUUUGAAUCACUUCGAUCCUUGAUCACAGACGAUUUCUGCAAGUUUGUCUUCCAAUUAGCAAAGACAGAUUCAACACCUUUACUAGCCUACUCGCUGCGUAUCAUUACCACUGUGUUUGACACGUUGCGACCUUAUUUGAAAUUGCAGCAGGAGCUUUUUAUCUUCUUUUUGAUUGAGCGUCUAUCGCCUUCUUCAGGAGCGGGCAGUCGUGGUGUGUCAGUCGAUGUGGAUGACGAGGGCAACAUAAGCUUUGUGUCUAUAAGAAAUGGCGUGGAUUCAGAGAGCACUGCAGCAACCGAUGUGAGAAGCGCUUCACCCAACAUGUUUCUGGGCAAGUCGACUGAUUAUCCAAGAAACAGCAAAGGGUACUCUUCCUCUUCAGAGCAUAUGGUCAUCACUGGCGAAGUGCGUGAACUCUUGCUCGAGAGCUUGGUUCAGUUUGCUCGCAAGCCUACUUUUAUGAUUGAUCUGUGGUACAACUAUGAUUGUGAUUUGACGUGUGGCGACUUGUUUGAGGAGCUCAUCCAGUUUUUGAGCAAGAAUUCCUUCCCUGAUCAUCAAACCUACUCUCUGAUGAGCUCGCAUGUCUUGUGCCUGGAUACAUUAUUGACAUUCAUCUCGCAAAUGAUGGACCGUGUAGAGAACCAGCAGGAUGACACGGACGACGAUGACUAUGUUGUAUGUGAGCUUGAUUCUGUUCAAGAUUUGCUGGAACGCAAGACGAGAAAGAGGCUCAUUCUCAAGGGGUCCAGGCUGUUCAAUGAAUCGCCCAAGAAGGGCAUCAAAUUCCUGGUCGAAAACAGCGUCAUUAAAGCGGAUGAGAGCGGGGAUAUCAACACCAGUCUGUCCCAUUUUCUGCGAUCCACUCAGCAGUUGGACAAGAAGGCAUUGGGAGAGUAUUUAGGUCGACCUGAAAACGUAAAGACAUUGAGAGCCUACAUGGAGCAAUUCAACUUCUCAGGCAAGCGUAUGGAUGAAGCCAUGCGUAUGAUUUUGGAGACAUUCCGUUUGCCUGGUGAAUCACAGCAAAUCAUGCGAGUGACAGAGGCAUUUGCAGCCACAUACUUUGCUUCUGGGCCUAAGGAGAUUGCUAAUAUCGAGGCUGCCGAAAUUCUAGCUUACUCUGUCAUCAUGCUGAAUGUAGAUCAGCACAGUCCUCAGAUCAGACGUCAAUCUCGUAUGUCGGUAGACCAAUACAUUCGCAACGUCAGUGGUGUCAAUGACAAGAAGGAUUUCCCCAGAGAGUACCUUGUAUCCAUCUAUGAAGCCAUCCAGCAAAACGAAAUUCUGAUGCCUGAAGAGCACGAAGGUCUGUUAGGCUUCAACUAUGCGUGGAAGCAGCUGCAACACAGAUCAACCAUGUGCGGACAAUUCAUCCAAUGCCACACCUCCACCUAUGAUAAAGCCGUGUUUGAGCUGUCUUGGAAACCCGUAGUUGCAGCUAUUUCCUAUGUAUUCAACACAGCACAAGAUGAUGAUACGUUGGAAAAGGCCAUCACUGGAUUCCGUCAAUGUGCCAGCCUAGCAGCUCAUUUCGAGCUGUACGAUGUAUUUGACAGCAUUAUCGUCAACUUGGCCACCAUGACCGGUCUACUGGAAAAUGCCAAUGGCAAUACCUCUGUGCCUGAUCCUAUUGUGGAUAUUGCAGGUCAAAAGUACGUGGUUAGCAAACUGGCUGUUCGCUUUGGACGCAAUUACAAGGGUCAACUAGCUGCUGUUGUCAUGUUCACUAUUGUCACUCGACAUGGCGAUUCACUUAGAAAGGGAUGGCCAAAGAUACUGCAAAUCAUUCGAAACCUGUUCCUCAAUUCACUGCUACCAAGCUCCAUGCUGCAAGUAGAGGAUUUUCUAUCAGGCACCACCAGCAUCCCAUUAAAGCCCAAGAGCCCCAAACCUGUAAAGCAAGCCAAUCGUCGCGACGGCUCCUUACUGUCAACACUGUCAUCCUAUCUGCUUUCACCCUACUCUAGCGAUGAAACGUAUUGCCGUGAUCCGACAGAUGAAGAAGUGGAGAGCACCAUGUGUGCUGUGGAUUGUAUAGCAGUAUGCAAAUUGGAAGAGUUGUUUACAGACAUCAGCACACUUCAGACAGACACUCUCAAAAGCCUGUUGACAGCCAUUCGCUCAGUAGGAUACGACACAGAAAACAUGAAGAAGGCAACUAUCACGAUUGCCUAUGACCCUGCCACUGUUUUAUUCUUGGAGCUCAUGAUCACUAUUACUGUGCGCAAUGCAGAUAGAAUCGAGGAAUUGUGGCCUUACGCUACUGAGUACAUUUUUGGUAUCCUGGAAUUUGCAGACAAGCAAAGUGUCUUGGUCGUUGAGCGCACCGUAGUUGGGUUGUUACGACUCUGUAUUUGCAGUGCAUCCAGAAAUGUCAUGCUGGAUGAGAUUGUCGAAUGCUUGCGUCUAUUGCGUGAUUUUCCGCCUACUGUCACUCAAGCAGUGGCAGAACAGAUGAUGGCCGGCAUCUUCAACUUGUCAUCAGCGAAUUCAGAAAACAGAAACGAUACCGAAUUUUUGAAUACAAUUUUAGAAAUCAAACAAAAAGUGGCUAAUUCUUUGUAA